Sardina pilchardus (European sardine) is the source of this 1786-nucleotide messenger RNA. It is a transcript of the gene arl1, whose product is annotated as ADP-ribosylation factor-like 1. Bases 137 to 682 code for a protein of 181 amino acids. Lineage: Eukaryota; Metazoa; Chordata; Actinopteri; Clupeiformes; Clupeidae. The transcript is spliced from 6 exons. Gene Ontology annotation, biological process: vesicle-mediated transport; intracellular protein transport. The record is from RefSeq and is a predicted model, not a curated record. Gene Ontology annotation, molecular function: GTPase activity; GTP binding. Gene Ontology annotation, cellular component: Golgi apparatus; cytoplasm.
UUAGUGUUGCCAUUUGGCAGAGCGACACGUCAUUUCGGACUCCCAGCACGGAAGCGUGUGGUCCGCCGAUAUUGCUGCUGUCGUACUAGCUCAGUUUAACAACAUUUAACGUAGAAGUAGCGAGGACCUCAUCAAAAUGGGUGGCUUUUUCUCCAGCCUUUUCUCCGGCCUGUUCGGCACACGGGAGAUGCGGAUCCUGAUUCUCGGACUGGACGGGGCUGGCAAAACGACCAUUCUCUACCGCUUACAAGUCGGGGAGGUCGUCACAACCAUCCCAACCAUUGGCUUCAACGUGGAGACGGUGACAUACAAGAACCUGAAGUUCCAGGUGUGGGAUCUUGGUGGCCAAACUAGUAUCAGGCCCUACUGGCGGUGCUACUACUCGAACACAGACGCGGUCAUCUACGUGGUGGACAGCAGUGACCGCGACCGCAUGGGCAUCUCCAAGUCAGAGCUGGUGGCCAUGUUGGAGGAGGAGGAGCUGAAGAAGGCCAUCCUGGUGGUCUUCGCCAACAAGCAGGACAUGGAGCAGGCAAUGACGCCCACCGAGGUGGCCAACUCGCUCGGCCUCCCCGCCCUCAAGGACAGGAAGUGGCAGAUCUUCAAGACGUCCGCCACCAAAGGCACGGGCCUGGACGAGGCCAUGGAAUGGCUGGUCGAGGCGCUGAAGAGUCGGCAGUAGGCACACAAGACCCCGCCCCCACCCCACCUGUAAAUACUCCUGACCCUUGACCUCCAGCAGAAAGACUCCUGAUUGGCUGUCCUCUAGACCAGUGACUGACUGUGCUCUUGCCUCAUUGUUUGAAGGCCACUCCCUCUGUAAUCUUGGCUGCCCCCCUCCCCUGCCCCACACACACACAUACAUCACACACAAGAGUGGCCUUCGAGUAUGUGUGUGUGUGUAUGGGUGUGUGUAUGGGGCAUCAAGAACCAAACAAUGAUUAAAAAUGGCAGCCCCCCCCCUCCCCCCUUUACACACACCACACAUAGGAGUGGCCUUGGAGAGUGUGUGUGUGUGUGAGUGUAUUUGUGAAUGGGGCGUCAGGACCUAAGUAUCCAGUAAAUCUGGCAGUCUGCCCCCCCCCCGCCCCCCCACCACUCUAAACGGACGGCAGUGGGACCAGCCUCUGACGAGUAUAACGUUUGAUCAUAACACUGUAGGGCAGCGCAGGAAGCCGAGCGGCGGGUGCCAACCGAGGCGGGUGGUCCUCUCCUCUCCCCUUCGCCCGCCAUGCCGCCAUGCUGUGCCCGCCCGACUGCCCGAGAGCGAGACGCGGGGGGGGGGGGGGGACUCGGGGUUGUCGGUCGACGGAUGUGCGAUGACACUCUGACCCUGUUGCUGUAGAUGUGUUACUCUCGCUCUGCUCUGAUUUGUCUUUCUCUCUCUCUCAGCUUUGUUUCUUAUCUUCUCUUCUGCUGAUUUGUGUUCAUCUGAUCAAUAACAGUCCCAAUACCCCUCUCCGUUCUGAUUCCACUACAUCUUUUAUAACUAAACUGAUAAAUGGGUUUAUUCUAUUUUUUUUUGGUUUGUUAUACGAUCUUUGUUUUGCCUGUUUGUUAAUAUAUUUUUUUUUCUUUUUCAAUCUGCAUUUGACUCCUAUAGAAAUGGAUGUGGCUGCUUUGGUAGCUGACUUUUGGUAUUUUAGUACUUACAUAUUUAAGAGUAAUUGUCCUUUGUAUGCGAUGGAUUUGUAAUGGCAUAUUUAUAGGAGAGAAUGCGCCGUGGUUGCAUCAGUAUGACUUGGGGUUGUGUCCUCUCUGUAAUAAAGCAAUGGUGUUGACUUGG